Molecule: messenger RNA, 612 nt
Organism: Rhizopus microsporus ATCC 52813
Lineage: Eukaryota; Fungi; Mucoromycota; Mucoromycetes; Mucorales; Rhizopodaceae
Exons: 1
Coding region: 261-575 (104 amino acids)
Source: RefSeq, a predicted model, not a curated record
CUCUAACAGCUGUUUUUGCUUCUGCAUUCUCAAAUACGGUAAGGUUAGCUUCUCGGAAGUCUCUUGCGUAGGCUGUAAGUGUUCUUCACAGUUCAGCUGAUAUUGUUGGCCUGAUAGAUGCAGGCGACUCAUGUCUUGUCGAAGGCGGUGAUGGCGAGUUAUGAUUGAUUGUCUGUCCGUGUAACAUUAUGCUAGUGGAAAGACGUUUAUUUUUUUUUUGACUUUCUCUCCUUAUACUACUAUAGAGGGUGACAGUGUAUAUGAAUAUAAGGAAGUUUUUGGUUUUAGUAUUUUUUUUAGCAGUAUGUGUAGCACUCCCUGUGAAGCGUGCUUCUACUGAUAUGGGGACACUUUGUUCAGUUGUAAUUGGUGGAGUUUUUGCAGAUUGUAUUAUCAACAAUAGUUGUUCACCAACAAGAACUUGUGGUGCAGUUGUAGGUGGGUUUGUCUGCUGGUUAGCUGGAAGAGCUGAAAAUGUUCUUGACUUCAAAAUUCAAAGUUCUCAAAGUGAUGAUACAUCAACAUGUGAAUGUGUUAAACAAAAUGGUUAUUGCUAUUUAAGAGAAGACUUAUAAGUGUAAAAGGCAUUUUUAUCCUCUUUCUGAAAUUUAU